UAUAAAUAGGGUCCUGAUGGCACUACAAGCAUGCCUAUGAUUGACAAUUGCAGUCAGAGCUUUGCCACUGGGAAUCAGGCUCCAAAGGACACUGAAAAGCCUAUAAAUGCAACUCUUACACCGGUAAGACACUGUAACUUGAAACUGGGGCUUUGAUCCAUGACAAGCUGAGCUUUUUUCACUCAAGGACCAGUCUUAUGUAGUAGACACUUAUCCUUUAUAUUUGUGGGAAUAUCUGUUGAGUGGACAAUGACUUCCAGAAGACCAAUGACCCGUUCUUACUCUGGCAAUGGGAGGUCCGGCGGCAGCUACAAUGAGGAUGAGGUCAGCUCUUCGAAUGGCCGCUCGGAGAGCUGCAACUACCUCUCCAAUGUCAGGCCUGAAAACAGGAGUACAUUGUUUGGUGUGAUGGCUCAGCUGACUGAGGACACCCAGCCUGUAUUUGAGACCACCUUAAAAUCCAAGGCCGUGUCAGAGAACUGUAAUGUGAAGUUGACAUGUGUGGUUACAGGAAACCCAGCCCCAGAACUGACGUGGUACAGAGACGACAUGGAGUUGGACCGAUACUGCGGUCUUCCAAAAUAUGAAAUUGGCCGCAAUGGAAAAACCCACACACUCCAAAUUUACAACUGCACAGUGGAUGAUGCAGCCAUCUAUCAGGCUUCAGCCAGGAACAGCAAAGGCAUUGUCUCCUGCUCUGGGGUUCUGGAGGUGGGCACCAUGAGCGAGUUCAAGAUCCACCAGAGGUUCUUUGGCAAGCUGAAACAGAAGGCAGAGAACAAGAAGAGGGAGUUGGAGGAGAGCAGGAGAAGGGGCAAGGAGAACGUCCAGAAGGAGCCUCGGGAACAGAAGCCUCUCCAGAGCAGCCCGAUCCCCCCUCAGAGGAAGCGCCGGACCCCAAGCGCCCCCUCUUCACCACCGGAUGGGGAGGAGAACACAGUCAGCCAGGGGGCAGCGGCUGUGGCUGUUGUAGAACCUAAUGGGGCCGGUGCUGAAGUCAGUGAACCGACCCCAGUGACGACUACAGAGAAUGGGAGCAAGACUCGCAGCAAUGACUUUGACAACAUGGAGAUUGUCACCACCAAGUCCCCAACCACAGAAACCUUUGCCAAAAAAAAGAUAAAGAUCUCAAAUGGUGUAGAUUCUGGGGUUGUCAGCAGUAACAGUAGUCAUACAGGACCAGGCACCAGUGAAAAUGCAUAUGAUGGAGGAAUAAGUUUGGCUCAAUUUCUGGCAGAGACCCUUCAUUCACAGACUGCUGAAGAAAAGAAGAUCCCUGCACGAGUGGAGGAAACUGUGGCAGUGGAGGCAAUUGAUACUACUACCGCAGAUCCUAAAACAGAUGCAGAAAAACAGAAAGAGAGAGAGGAGCAGGGGAGAGAGAGGGCAGAAAGAGGAAGGGCGGAGAGAGAGAGGAUGCUUGGAGAAGAACAGGAAAGAGAGAAAAUGUCAAUUGAGAGAGAAAAAGAAAGAGCAGAGCAGUUGCAAAGGACAACAGGACAUAACAACACUGCCUCAGAGGUCAGAAUGGAGGCUAAGGCGCAUGCCCAUAAGGAGGGAGAUCCUCACGAUUACCACCACAUUCAGGAAACUCUUUCCAAUGUGCUCCACUCAGUCAAAUACUUUUUCUUUGGUAAGAGUAAGAAGGAUCAUGCUUCUUCUGAGCAUCAUGUGAAAGGUCAGGAGAGGGACCGAGGUCAUCCAGUUGACCCAACACAGCCGUACCCUAGCCCUCCCCAUCCACAGGAGCCGGAUGGUCACCCAGAGGUAUAUAAAAAACCCACAGAGGAGACAGUGCACAUGGUGGUAGAUGGGCCACAGGAAGCACCAAAAACUGUGGUACCACACAAGCAGCUGGUGUCAUUUGAGAUGUUGAACCCAGCUGAACACAUGCAUGGAUUUACUGUUUCACACUCAGAAAAACCCCCGCCAGCUCCCAAAAGAGCACCAGAGAGUGUGCCUGAUUCACUGGAGCACGUUGAGCAGAAGGAGGUAUGUCCAGAGGUGAUGAUCAGUAGCAGUACAGAUACAGUGCCCACAUCUGGCCUUCCAGCCCUCAGUGAGGCAACUGUGGACCAGACCCAGGCAGACUCUGUCCCCCAUGUGGUUGUGUCAGCCACACAUGAGCCAAACAUCCAAGUGUUUUCUUCCAGGACUGAUCUGUUGACAAGACAUGAUGACAAAACUGAAGAUUUACACAAACAAGGUCCAUCUGACUCUCCACAGAGCCCAGACCACAGCAGUGGAGCAGGUCCCAAUAUGUCAAAUCUCACUAGUAUGGGUGACAUCGGGAGUGCUCCUAACAAUAAUGUCUCACCCACAGUCAACCUGGGCCUGAUGACAGUGACCACAGAAAGUGAGAAAGAGAAGGUAAUGCAUGUGGAUGAGAAGGGCAUUGGAAGUGUCUAUGAGACACAAGAGAAAUGUUCUCGUGCUUUUGAGGAGAAAGGAGAGAAAGGUGAUGUCAAAGCAGAGAAUCAACCAUGUCCCACUUUAAAUGUGAGUGUUUUAGAGGAGAGGAGAGAGAAGAUACAUAACAAGGAGAUCCAUUUCAAAAGUUUACUCCCAGAGAAUUCAGAGAAUGAUGGUCAAAAUAUACCAGAGGAAUGCCAUCCUGUGACAGGGGAGGAUCAUUAUCUCAACAUAAAAGAGAACUCUACCUUAGGUUUGGAGGAUAGUCUUGAAAGUGCCUUAAAAGUGGAAUAUACUCCUGCUUUGGAGAAAAGUUUAGUGGACAGUUCAUUUGGCAACCUGAAAAUACAAGAACAGGUGGCACCUAUUGUGCAGAAAAAGUCUGAGGAACAGGAUGUGAGCUUAGAGAGAAAUGAAGUACCGACCCACACUAUUGAGAGACAGGUUAAAACAGAAGAAAAGGUGACUGAAAUAAAGGUGGAAUUGCUGGGUGAAUCUAAGAUCCACUCAGAGACCCAGCCUGUGAAAGGCUCUGCCAUUGUGUCCCCUGAGCCACCAGUGGCAGCAUCAGUUACCAGUCCAGAGGCUAAUUCCACUAAUCUGGGUGGAUACUUUGGAAAUGUACCAGAGAUUAGAAUGGUAGAUUCUGCUCUUAAAAUCCCAGAAAUCAAAAUAAUUGUGCCAGAACAACAGAUAAAAGAAGAGCAAGUGAUUAUACCAAAUAUAGAGAUUAUGGAGCCAGAAGUCAAAGAGCCUACACAGCCAUUAAUACCUAUUACACCCAAUGAACCUACAUCAGAGCCAGACAUUUUCCAAAAGGAUGAUGCAAAUGAUGUGUCAGACAUAAUGAUGACAGAAAAUAGCGCAGCUUUUACCUCAGUGGUUAUAGAUGUGACACCCACUCAAGAAAGUAUGUGGAAUGAUGAUAUCAUCCGACCAACAGAGAAAGUGCAGGAAGUUCCCCAACCAGUUGAAGAGGCAAAAACGCCUACGGCAGAGCAGCCAACUACCAUAAAGAGUGAGCGGCUCACAAAGACGUUAAUUCCUACAGUAAAUGUUUCCUAUACUGAUGACAGUAAACUCAGGAAAAUGGAUCAUGAGCAUCCACUUCUCAAGCCCCCCGUCUUAGAUAGAGGAAAGCCAAAGGAAGCACCCAAAGUGCCUCUGUGUGUGGUCCCUCCUAUUUCUGAAAGCAACGAGCUUCCUAAAAAUGGGAAUAAAGAAUCAGAAUCAUUGGCGGAUAUGCUCAGGGGGGUCAAGAGUGAUUUUGAAAAUUAUACUUCCUCUGAGUCUGACAAACCCCAUAGUGAUCCACAGAAACAGACUACAAAAACAAAGGAACAGAGUGGGAUAGACAACUUCCCCUCUUUGUCAUAUAAAGCCUUAGUGCCAACAGAAGUAACAACAAUGCAAAAUGCAGUGGACAUCAGUUUUACUGAAGCUGAAAAAGUAAAACCACUCAAAGAGUCAAGGAUAGAGUCUUACAUCAUUGGCAAUGAACCAAGAGAAAGAAACUCUAUUGAAAGGCUUGCUGUCAAACCCCCAACACCCCCCAGGAGUCCCAGCAGUCUCCGCAGGUUCACUUCAAGGACUCCCCCUGCCAUUACUGUGGAUGACCCUCCUAACAGUGAGAAGACAGUGUUGGAGCAGAGUGGUGGAGACACCCCAACGUCCUCCCUGUCCUGUGAGAGCAGCCCCAGGCUGAAAAGAAGGGACAGUCUGACCCUCAUCCGCUCUGCCACGCCUGAAGAGCUUGCCUCUGGAGCUCGCCGCAAGAUCUUCAUCCCCAGGGAGGGAGAAGGGGUUGGGGUAGUGGUGGCACUGGGUGUGGGUGGUAGUCCACUAGACACCCAGGUCAAGAAGGAGGCUCCAUACAUGUCGCCCAGUCAGGCUCGCAGGGCAGCGUUGCUGCAGGCCCCAACAGGCUCACAGACCCCACCGCUAGAGAGACGCUCCCCUCUGCUGAACCGUAGGAAGGCCACCCUGGAGGUGCCCAAAGUUGUGGAGGAGAUCAGCACAGAGGAGCCAGAGAGCCCCAAGACUGAGGUCAAACCUCCUGAGGAGAAGCGGAACCCCUUCAAAGCUCCUCAGGUUAUCCGUAAGAUCAGGGGAGAGCCCUUCCCAGAUGCCUCAGGACACUUGAAGCUCUGGUGCCAGUUCUUCAACGUGCUCAGUGACUCCACCAUCAAGUGGUACAGGGACGAGGAAGAGAUAGUGGAGGUGAAAAGAAGUGGAGGAGAUGAAAGCCAAGUGGCGCUGGCCAUCGUCCAGACAUCCAGUCGAGAUUGUGGGGUGUAUGGCUGCUCAAUCAAGAACGAAUUUGGGACAGAUUCCACUGACUUCCUUCUCAGUGUAGACCUACUUUCAGAGUACUUCCUGUGUGAGGAUUUAGAAGUUGGAGAAGAGAUUGAAAUGACUCCAAUGCUAUUCACCAAAGGCCUAGCAGACCCAGGCUACUGGGGGGAUAAGUUCUUUGGGCGCAUUAUGACACAGGAGGCCCACCUGGGAGAGGGCUGUGCACAUAAGGCCUGCAGGGCGAAGGUUAUCUAUGGCCUGGACCCUGUGUUUGAGUCCGGAACCACCUGUAUCAUCAAAGUACAAAGCCCCAUCGCCUAUGGGACCAAACAGGAGAGCAACCUUGCAGAGAGAAACAUGGAAAUGACUAAGCAAGAGUGCAAAAUCCAAAACACAGUUCGAGAGUAUUGCAAAAUCUUUGCAGCUGAGGCGAGGGUGAUUGAAAACUUUGGCUUUUCACUGGAUGUGAGCCCUCUCUAUAUGGUGUACCGCCCUGCCAACUCUGUCCCCUACGCCACUGUGGAGGCUGACCUGAAAGGCAUCUUCCUCAAGUACUGUAUGAUGGAUGCCAAAGGCAGGCUGAUCACCAGAGCCACCUCAGAGGUGGAAAUGAAAUGCUGCUCAUUCCAGCAUUGGAUACACCAAUGGACAAAUGGCAAUUUACUGGUUACUGGGCUGGAGGGUGUUGGACCGAAGAUCACUAAAGUUAGAAUCGUCACGAAAUCAAAGGGGUAUCAAGGCCUUACAGAUGAUGGUUCUCCUAAGGUGUUUGAGCAGUUCCUGACCCAGCAUCAGUGUAACUACUACUGUGGGCUCCUCAGCCUGAGAACCCUGAAGCCCAUGGACACCCUGCAGCAGCCCCCCAAGAUCAAAGGCUCCCGGAGCCCCCUGCUCGGCAGGAAGUUGUGCUCGUCCAGCCCUCAGCACAACAGAAAGUUGGGCUCAUCCAGCCCCCAGCUGCAGAGAAAAGGACUGAACAGCCCCUUGACAACCAGAAAGGCCACCUCCAGCCCAAAGGUGCCAAGAAAGACUGGGGAGACAGACGACAACCAGUCCACAGCCAAACCCAAGGCUGAGGAGAGUCUCAAAGUUGUGGUAUGAGGUAGCAACGUCAAAAGGGAAUACAUAUCAAAACAGCUUCCCUUUUCUUUCACGCAAACGUUAAGCUUAUUUAUGUUUUCCUGUCACCCAUUGCUGUAUUUAGUUGGGUUGAAGCUAGGACGACCAGCAUGGCCUUGAACAAAAUGUUACAGAGCUUGUGCCUGAAAAGUCUUUAUCCAAGAAGAAGAGACAAACAGGGAGGUUAGUUAAAAUCUAGGGAAUAAGUCAAUGACCCACCCUAUUGGAUGGUUAUAUAACAUUACAUUAUUUCUCAAUAACCAUCAGUAGUAGUAAGAUACUCCCCGUUCUCCAGCUUACUGCUGAAACGGUUUAACUGAGUGGAGGAGGUACAGUACCUUUAAGAAAACUUCCAGCACUAAGGAAAUGGGACACAGUUACCUCACAUCCAUUACUGUCCUCUUCAAAAGAAGAGACUUAUGAAGUGGUUGAAACAAUGGUGCUGGAUACAAAGCCGUGGCCGUAAGCAGAGCUUUAAUAGCUUGAUGCAGAUGCAAGGGGAGUGAAGUGCACCAACUGCCUUGUACAUCUGAGAUGUAUAUGUCUUGGUCAUUGAAAUUGAAAUUGUUGAUCAUCCAUUGGAUCUUGGUGGUAUAGCAUGCUUUACGUUUUUCUAUUAUGGCAGUAUUAUGUCCUAAAACUAUGCAUUGCAGUCUUCCAAACACUGAGCAAAGACAACACUACUCUUGCCUCUUUACUGGGAAUUUGUUUUUGUGCACUUUUUUUGUCAAUGUUUUCUUGCCUUUUGAAAACUGCCAGGUUUUUGUAGUUCAGUUCAUUUUUGUUGAACUUUGUUCAAACCCUGUAAUCUGUUCAUUGGAAAAGAACAUGUUCACAUGCUUAAGUCUGAACAGUACAGUACACCAAUCCCCUUAACCUGGUUCUUCAAAGGAUUGGCUCUUGUCAUGAUAUUUAACUGACAAAGCCUUGAGUGUUGAAGAGCAGUAAGGGGAUUACGGAAAUAAAUGCUGUAACUUUGGAAUGCACAUGUUUGGUGCCAUUUAAACAAAUAGGUCAACUCACAAAGUGAAAGAAUAAGAGCUAUAAUAUGAGAACCAUGUACAAACUACUUUGGACCUGGCCCAUUCUCACAGUAAAGCAGUAGCUCACCUCCAGCUGACUUUUGUGACUGAAAAUUAUAUGCAUUCACACCAUUCACACUACUGGAGGGGGGGUAUUAUCACUAGUUUGAAGCGUAUGUACUUUUGGGAGUGACUGAGUGAGUGAGUGAGUGAGUUAUGUGUGUGUGUGUGCGUGAGAGCGCACAAGAGGGAUUAAGAGUGUUUGAUAUGUUGGCAGAAUGCUACUGAAAUUAAUGUCCAUGACACUGUAAUAUUUGGUAUGUUAUGUUGUGCCAACUGAUUUUGUAAAAUAAAAGUGUACAUACAAUUCUUGUCAAA
Molecule: messenger RNA, 7226 nt
Organism: Coregonus clupeaformis (lake whitefish)
Lineage: Eukaryota; Metazoa; Chordata; Actinopteri; Salmoniformes; Salmonidae
Gene: alpk3a
Product: alpha-kinase 3a
Exons: 14
Coding region: 250-5808 (1852 amino acids)
Biological process (GO): cardiac muscle cell development; protein phosphorylation
Cellular component (GO): nucleus
Molecular function (GO): protein serine/threonine kinase activity; ATP binding
Source: RefSeq, a predicted model, not a curated record